AGAGCUAGAAAAAGAGAAAGAGAGGAUAUUUAGAUAUUUUCUUGAAAGCUGAAGUCGGCGUCUUUGGCUCAAAACCCUCAUCACUUCAUCUCUUGUGCUUCUUCCUCAGUAGAGAGAGAAGGAUAUUUACAGAGAGAGAUGGAUUCAGAUCAAGGGAAGUUGUUUAUAGGAGGAAUAUCAUGGGAUACAACAGAAGAAAAGUUGACUGAAUAUUUUGGAAAGUAUGGAGAAGUAGUACAAACUGUGAUCAUGCGUGAUAAGAUUACAGGAAGACCCAGAGGUUUUGGAUUUGUUGUUUUUGCAGAUCCUUCUAUUCUUGAUAUGGUUCUUCAAGAUAAACAUACCAUUGAUGGUAGAACGGUUGAAGCUAAAAGAGCUUUAUCAAAAGAAGAGCAGCACACUUCUGUUAAAUCUGGAAACCCUAGUGCAGGUAGAAAUUUUGGAGGUGGGGGUAAUAUUAAGACAAAGAAGAUAUUUGUAGGAGGAUUGCCUCCAACCUUAACUGAGGAUGGUUUCCGUUCAUAUUUUGAGCAGUAUGGUACUGUAACAGAUGUAGUAGUUAUGUAUGAUCAAAGUACUCAGAGGCCUCGUGGAUUUGGUUUCAUCUCCUUUGAGUCUGAAGAUUCUGUCGAUAAUGUUCUUACAAAGUCCUUCCAUGAUUUGAAUGGGAAACUUGUGGAGGUUAAACGUGCUCUUCCAAAAGAUGCAAACCCUGGCGGGGGAGGUAAUGGUGGUGGACGUUCAGGUGGCGGUGGUUACCAAGGUUAUGGUGGUUCAGGUGGAAAUGGUGGUGCAUAUGAUGCACGUAUGGAUGCUAAUAGGUAUGUGCCACCUCAAGCCGGUGGAGGUGGGUUUCCAUAUGGUUCUGCUGGCUAUGGUGGCGGCGGCGGCUAUGGAUAUGGGGCUGCAAACAACGGUGUGGGCUAUGGUGGUUAUGGUUAUGGUGGGGCUAGUGCUGGAUUCAGUGGUCCUGCUGGACCUUAUGGAAAUCCCAAUGCUCCAAAUGCUGGCUAUGUGAGUGGGCCACCUGGUGCACCUAGGAGCCCAUGGGGUGCCCAAGCUCCUUCUGGUUUUGGUUCUGCUGGAUACGGUGCUAAUGCAGGCUAUGGAAAUACAGCUCCUUGGAAUGCUCCAGGUGCUGGUGGUGCUGCAGGUAGUGCUGGUGCAGGUUCUGCACCGACAGGUCAAUCUCCAAGUGGUGCUGCUGGUGGUUUUGGUAGUCAAGGUUAUGGAUAUGGUGGAUAUGGUGGGAGUGAUGGAUCUUAUGCUGCAAAUCAAGGUUCUUACGGGGCUGUAGGAGGGCGUGCUGGUAGUACCCCUACUAGCAAUGGUGGUGCCUCCGGUGGCGGGGGAGAGCAGCAAGGGUCAGGGUAUUUCGGUGGUGAUGCUAAUUCAGGUUUUUGGAGGUCUGACGCCUCACAAGCAGGAGCUUAUGGAGCUGCUCAAGCAACCUCAGGUGGGCAAAUGGGUUAUGGUGGUAGUGGGUAUGGAGGUGCUCAGUCUAGGCAGGCUCAACAGCAGUAAAUUACGGAUCGCUUCUGAAACUUCUACUAGAUAUUCUAGUACGAGGAAAGCUUUCUUCCUGCAGCCAUGCAUUGAUGAUUCUGAUUUUGCCGUGAACCCUACUCAUGAAGGGAGUGGCCGUGCAGGAUGACAACAGAUUUUGAGACUGGUUGGAUUGCUUUUUGCAGUUUUUCUUAUUUUGCUAGUUUAUAAAAAUUACUAUUGAUAGCUACUUCUUUUUCCCUAGUAUUCUAAUUCAAGCUGUAGUGUUAAAUUCUGUGUGUUUAGUUAUGUUAUGGUACUACCUGACAUCCUGCUCUUAUUUUCCCUUAUUUAGUCGUUCAUGCAAGCCUUUAACUCUC
Papaver somniferum (opium poppy) is the source of this 1865-nucleotide messenger RNA. RefSeq names its product heterogeneous nuclear ribonucleoprotein 1-like. Bases 139 to 1524 code for a protein of 461 amino acids. The record is from RefSeq and is a predicted model, not a curated record. Lineage: Eukaryota; Viridiplantae; Streptophyta; Magnoliopsida; Ranunculales; Papaveraceae. Gene Ontology annotation, molecular function: RNA binding. The transcript has 2 exons.